AUGAUCUCCAAUCGAGUGUUCGCCAUUUUCUUCUUCUCCGAUCCCCCAUUCACCUUUGCCAUGGCUUCUCUAGGCACGUCUCUGCCGUUAUGGCGGGGUCUUGCGCCUCAUUUAUCCAAGGACCUAUUUAAAUGUCAUCAAUGCCUUCGAAACCAGGGCUACGCCGCCAAAUCCAUCCGCCGAUAUGGUGCAAUGCCUCCGCCCCAGCCGAACAAGGUCCGCUCGUCUCUGUUUACCGACAAGAACCGUCAAUUCUUUACCCACAGUCUUCGUCAGUCUGCUGCUGCACCCUUGGUUGCAGAUGCAGUUGCAGAGACCUCCACGAAGGCCAAGUCGAGCAUGCCUAAGAUCAGCUCCAAGUCCGUUGCAUACUGGCUUCUGGGUAGCGCAGCGAGUGUCUUUGGUAUUGUGGUUUUUGGUGGUUUGACUCGUCUUACUGAAUCUGGUUUGAGUAUUACCGAAUGGCGACCUGUGACUGGCUCUCUGCCACCCUUGAACGCAGAGGACUGGGAGUCCGAGUUCGCGAAAUACCGUGCAUCCCCUGAAUUCCAACUUUUGAACCCGCAUAUGACUCUGUCCGAAUUCAAGUCGAUCUACUAUAUGGAAUGGAUCCACCGGCUCUGGGGCCGUUUCGUGGGUCUAUCGUUUGUCCUGCCCGCUGCAUACUUCGUCGCCCGAAAGAAGAUCUCCGCGCCUAUGGCUUGGCGUGUCUUUGGUAUCUCUGGUCUGAUUGCAUUCCAAGGUUUCUUGGGUUGGUGGAUGGUCAAGUCUGGAUUGAAGGAUGACCUUUUCGCUCCUGGAAGCAACCCCCGUGUGAGCCAGUACCGAUUGACAGCUCACUUGGGUGCUGCCUUUAUCUGCUACGUCUCUAUGCUGUGGAAUGGUCUCGCUAUUUUGCGCUCUCACAGACUGAUGAAGGAUCCCGUGGCUGGGCUGAAGCAGCUCGAGGCGCUGCGUGACCCUCGCCUGGCGAUCUUCCGUCGUUGCGUCGCCGGUCUCGCUCUCCUGGUCUUCACUACUGCCAUGUCUGGUGCUCUUGUCGCCGGUCUGGAUGCCGGUCUUAUCUAUAAUGAGUUCCCCUACAUGGGUAAGGGUUUCGCACCUCCCACCCCUGAGCUGUUUGAUGAGCGCUACUCCCGUCACGAGGAUCGCUCUGACCUCUGGUGGCGCAACAUGCUUGAGAACCCUUCUCUUGUCCAACUCGAUCACCGGAUUCUCGCUAUGACCACUUUCACCUCUAUCAUGGCUCUGUGGGCCUACAGUCGCCGCUCGCCUACUGUGAAGCGCCUGUUGCCCGCUCCUGCACGCAAGGGUAUGCACGGUGUCGUGGGCUUUGCCUGCAUGCAGGUUGCCCUCGGUAUCACCACUUUGCUCUACCUCGUUCCUGUCCCGCUUGCCUCCGCCCACCAGGCUGGCAGUGUGUUGCUUUUGACCUGGGUUAUGGUGCUGGGUAGCCGCGUGUGGAACCCGUCUCGCACCGCGAAGCUGUUGCAGAUUGCUGCCAAGGGUCGGGGCCAGCCAGUCUCUUUCUCGCACGCCUAUGCUUCGCGUUCGGCCGCAUCCUCUACCGUGAAGCAACUGUAA
Penicillium odoratum is the source of this 1584-nucleotide messenger RNA. It is a transcript of the gene cox15, whose product is annotated as cytochrome c oxidase assembly protein cox15. Gene Ontology annotation, biological process: heme A biosynthetic process. Lineage: Eukaryota; Fungi; Ascomycota; Eurotiomycetes; Eurotiales; Aspergillaceae. Gene Ontology annotation, cellular component: mitochondrial inner membrane. Gene Ontology annotation, molecular function: oxidoreductase activity, acting on NAD(P)H, heme protein as acceptor. Bases 1 to 1584 code for a protein of 527 amino acids. The record is from RefSeq and is a predicted model, not a curated record. The transcript is spliced from 2 exons.